Aegilops tauschii subsp. strangulata is the source of this 1770-nucleotide messenger RNA. RefSeq lists its product as uncharacterized. The record is from RefSeq and is a predicted model, not a curated record. Gene Ontology annotation, molecular function: protein binding. Lineage: Eukaryota; Viridiplantae; Streptophyta; Magnoliopsida; Poales; Poaceae.
ACGGCCCUCGUGACUGUCGUAAGAACAAGCCCCAUCGCCAUCGGACAGUAGCGCAGCCAAUUUCCACCGAAACCCUAGAAGUAAGCGCAAUCCACUCGCUGCCUGUUCGUCCGACGGCGGCGACGGCGCCCCACUGCUUCCAACCUCCGACGCCCCGCCGCUAAAGCUAAUUUCGCGAUAGGGCGACUCGCACCGGCCACCAUGGAUUCGCCUCCGCCGCAACGCCGACUCCAAUCGCUGGUCGACGACGCCAUCCGCGAGAUUUUGCUCCGGAAACCGCCGGACGACCCGGCGAGGCUCGUCCGCGCCUCCGCUGUCUCCACCGCCUGGUUCGGAAUCGUCUCCGACCCUUCCUUCUUUCGCGACUACCGGACCUUCCACGGGAAGCCCCCGAUAUUGGGCUACCUCGACAACAAAUCCUACGAGAGCCACAACGUCGCCCAAUUCAUCCCCACCGGAGCCUUCCGCCCGCUCGUUUGCGAGCGCCGCAACUGGGACGCGGUCGACUCCCGCCAUGGCCGCGUCCUCUUCUACACUCCCAAGGAGGACACGGAUUUCAUCGUUUGGGACCCCAUCACCGACAAGCAGCAGGUGAUUUCCGCCGAUCCCAAGAUAUUUGACAUACUUUGUACUGCAGAGGGGAUAACCUGGAUGGCCACUGUGCUCUGCGCCAAGGACGCCUGCGAUCACCUGGGCUGCCAUGACGGUCCCUUCCUCGUCGCCUUCAUGGGCUCCAACGAGGUAGAAAAGACCAUGUUCGCCUCUGUUUACUCAUCCGAGACUACCCAGUGGAGCGAAAUGAUCUCAAUUGAGAAUCCGCAUGAUAUCUAUCCGUUUGCCACCAACACAUGUCCGUAUGCCAUUGAGGAGAAGGGCCACACUGCCGUUGUCGGAAAGAAAAUCUAUUACCCCGUCAAGUGGAGCUACUGGACCAUGAAAAUUGUGACGUACAAUGUGGGCGAGCAGGAACUUUCACUUAUCAAUUUGCAGGGCCAGGCACCCGCGCGCGGUAUACUCAUGGGAGAGGAAGACGGUGCGCUGGUGUUUGCGGCCAUAAAGGAGUCUAAACUCUCUGUGUGGUCAAUGGAGGCUGGUCCCAAUGGAGUUGUGGCGAGAGGGCAACGCAGGGACAUCAAGCUUGAAACUAUUCUUACUCCUCGUGCCCUCUCAUGGAUGGUAGGCGAAACCUUCAAGGAUGGUAGAUGCACACUGGUUGGUUUCGCCAAUGGUGCCGGUGUCAUCUUCCUAAAUACAGCAGAUGGGCUCUUUACAGUUGAGGUCGGUUCUGGCCAAACCAAGAAGAUACACAGAAACUGCAGCUUCGAGACAGUCAUACCCUAUGUGAGCUUCUACAGUCGAGAGCAUGCCAGGUUCGUAAUGCCACUGCAAUCAAACUCAUACAAGAAGUGAAGCGGCCGCCAUUUUGAAAGAGUAGAUGAAAUAUGGAGCUGCAUGGAUAAUGGCCAAGUUUCUGUGGAGAAAUGCUGGAGCCUUUUGAGAGUAUGGUUGAAGUAUUGAACUUCUGAUUUGGUUUCAGAGGAACAAUAGCUUUCUGGUCAGUUUGUUGGUUUCAGGGGAACGACAGCUUUCUAUUCAAGUAUUCAGUUCGUCCAGUGUGACCAUAUAAUUCUAAGGUUGUUAUGUUGUUAUGCCGUGUGAUCAACUGUGUGCAUUGUGCUUGUUACUGAGAUUUGUCAAUUUGUGUUGUGACAACUGCAUGCUCUUGGCAACGCAACAGUACGAAUGGAUAUGUAGACUGAAUUUUGGAAA